Molecule: messenger RNA, 1359 nt
Organism: Auanema sp. JU1783
Lineage: Eukaryota; Metazoa; Nematoda; Chromadorea; Rhabditida; Rhabditidae
Source: the annotation of a GenBank genome assembly
AUGUCUUGCGAUGACAACAGGCGCUUAAGCGUUAUCAAUGGACAUAUUGCUUUUCAAGCUCGGGAUGUGUCUAAGGAUGAAGACGCCCAGACAGUAGCAGAGUUCAAAUGCAACUGCCGAUAUCCCUGGCUAAGAGAGCUGCAUGGCCUUACAGCCUUUAUGAUGACUGAUGAUUUAUAUGUGAAGGCUUUCUAUUUCCUAAUUAUGUUUGUUUGCGCUGGAGUUUCUAUUGGAACUACUUCAUAUAUUAUGAAUAAAUACAACGAGCACCAAAGUACUACUCACAUAACGAUAGUUCCAACUAAACGUUUAGAGUUUCCUACCUUAACAUUCUGUCCCAAAGUUCCAGAUUGCAUAGACUAUGAACACGUUUAUAAAGAUGUUGAAAUGCACAUUGGAUUUUUGGACAGCAACGUUACUGAUGACUUGCUUCGUUUCAUGAUUGGUGGUUCAGGUUUCGAUAAUAUGGAUGUGGAUAUUUUUUCUUCUGAAUACAUAAGGGAGUUGGAUAAUUUAUACGGAAGAUGGAGAGGGAAUCGAACCAUUGUGGAACUUUUCCGGUUUGUUUUCGGAGAAAAUGGACUUAAAUGUGAUGAAUUUUUUGUUAGCUGUUAUGCGGGUUCACAAUUACUGGAUUGUUGUGAAAUAUUCGAGCCCCAGUAUGUUAUGUUGAGAGGAAGAUGUUUCCGAUUGAAGCCGCCUUACUACCAGAAUGAUAAUGACGAAACCGAUAAACUUUCGAUAUAUUUUAGGAAUCCAAGGAGCCUUUUGGUAAAUCAGACAUUGUCAAGGGUUGUCCUUUAUAUGGGAGAUGAGAACCCUGAGGUUUCACUAUAUCCACGACUUUAUUUGAACGAAAAUGAUUGGAACCGACUUCGUUUAGUUCAAAAGAAAAUAUCAAUGUUACCUGGAAGUAACGAUUGCUCAACUGACCCUGAUAAUCAAGGAAAGGGUACUUGUUUUGUAAGAAGUUGGCUCAAGAACGAAGUUAUUGGGACUGUGAACUGCUCAUUCCCGUAUUUUUACGACACACUGCCUUAUGUGAAAAAUAUACCUGUCUGUGAGCCAAAAGUCGUUGUGGAACAUUAUUUGAAGUUGAUGUCAACCGCAGUUGAGAACAGAUGUCAACCUGCAUGUGAAAGAGUUGAUAACAGCUGGACAAUCAUGAAUAGUAUUGACUACUCGCCCUCCACAAAUUAUAGUUUCCGCAUAGAAGCAUCUUUUAAUAACCUAGAGGUUGAACAUUAUGAUGAAGUACGAACCACCUCAGUAGUCGGCUUCAUAUCAGAAUUGGGAGGUCAAAGCGGUUUAUUCGUUGGCUGUUCUGUUAUCACAUUUGUACAGGUGAAUACUAAUUGA